This is a messenger RNA of Selaginella moellendorffii, 2156 nucleotides long. Its product is annotated as transmembrane 9 superfamily member 7. Gene Ontology annotation, cellular component: membrane. The record is from RefSeq and is a predicted model, not a curated record. Bases 40 to 1956 code for a protein of 638 amino acids. The transcript is spliced from 7 exons. NCBI's taxonomy places the organism in Eukaryota, Viridiplantae, Streptophyta, Lycopodiopsida, Selaginellales, Selaginellaceae. Gene Ontology annotation, biological process: protein localization to membrane.
UUGCCCUUCUCUACUUCGGUGUUGCCCGAGGAGCGAGCGAUGGCGCCGCGGCUGGCGAUGUUAGGGUUGGCGGCAGCGCUGGAGCUGCUGCUGCUGCUUCACCUCCAAUUCGCCACCGCCUUCUACCUCCCAGGCGUGGCGCCACAAGAUUUCGCCCAGGGUGCGGAGCUCCAAGUCAAGGUGAACAAGCUCACAUCUAUCAAAACUCUCCUUCCGUAUGAGUACUAUUCACUGGGCUACUGUCGGCCCGAGAAAAUUCUCAACAGUGCCGAGAACUUGGGGGAAGUUCUUCGUGGGGAUCGGAUCGAGAACUCUGUUUAUUCUUUUUCCAUGAGGGAAGACAGGUCGUGCAUUGUUGCUUGCAAAGGCGAAAAGCUGUCCGAAAAGAGUGCCAAGAAUUUCAAAGAGAAGAUUGACGAGGAUUACCAUGUUAACAUGAUUUUGGACAACCUUCCUGUAGCUAUCGCUGCACCUGGUAACAUGGACGGCAGUCAUCUCAAACUUUACGAGCGAGGUUUUCCUGUAGGAUUCAAGAGUGAUGAUGGGAAGUAUAACCUUUACAACCACCUCAAGUUUACGGUUUAUUUUCACAAGGAUUCGGAUCAGGAUUUCUCUCGCAUCGUGGGCUUUGAGGUGUUCCCCUUGAGUGUGAAGCACACCUACGAAUCAUGGAACAAAAAUAAUCCGAAACUACAGACUUGCAACCCCGAAGGCAAACAGUUCGUUGAAUCGUCAAAGACACCACAAGAAGUUGAAGUCGGGGAAGAGAUCGUUUUCACUUACGACGUCAAAUUCGAGGAGAGCGCCACGAGAUGGGCUUCGCGAUGGGAUAUGUACCUUAUGAUGUCAGACGACCAAAUCCACUGGUUUUCUAUCAUCAACUCCCUCAUGAUCGUUCUCUUCCUCACGGGAAUGGUGGCCAUGAUCAUGAUGCGUACACUGCAUCGCGAUAUAUCCAAGUACAAUCAACUGGAGACUCAGGAAGAAGCACAGGAAGAAACUGGGUGGAAGCUGGUGCACGGUGACGUUUUCAGAGCUCCGGAACACGCUGGAACGCUGUGUGUGUUCGUGGGAACAGGGGUGCAGUGCCUGGGCAUGACAGUCGUCACCAUGAUCUUCGCACUGCUGGGAUUCCUAUCGCCCUCGAACCGUGGCGGGCUUAUGACUGCUAUGGUGCUGCUGUGGGUGUUCAUGGGGCUGGUGGCCGGGUAUGCCUCAGCGCGCCUCUACAAGUCUUUCAAAGGCAGUGACUGGAAGAAGAUAACCAUGAAGACGGCACUCAUCUUCCCGGCCGUCGUCUUCUCCAUCUUCUUCGUGCUCAAUGCCAUCAUCUGGGGGGAGAAGUCGUCGGGGGCUGUGCCUUUCGGGACGAUGUUCGCGCUGGUUUGCCUCUGGUUUGGCAUCUCGGUGCCGCUGGUGUUCGUCGGCAGCUACUUGGGAUACAAGAAACCAGCCAUCGAGCCCCCGGUCCGGACCAACAAGAUCCCGCGACAGGUCCCAGAGCAGGCGUGGUACAUGCAGCCCAUCUUCUCGGUGCUCAUCGGCGGCAUCCUUCCAUUCGGCGCGGUUUUCAUCGAGCUCUUCUUCAUCCUCACCUCCAUCUGGCUGCACCAGUUCUACUACAUCUUCGGCUUCCUCUUCAUCGUCUUCCUCAUCCUCGUCGUCACCUGUGCCGAGAUCACCAUCGUCCUCUGCUACUUCCAGCUCUGCAGCGAGGACUACUACUGGUGGUGGAGAGCGUACCUCACGUCGGGCUCCUCGGCCAUCUACUUGUUCCUCUACGCAACCUUCUACUUCUUCACCAAGCUGGAGAUCACCAAGCUGGUGUCGGGGCUGCUCUACUUUGGCUACAUGACCAUCAUCUCGAUUGGCUUCUUCGUCCUCACUGGCACCAUCGGGUUCUACGCAUGCUUCUGGUUUGUCCGCACCAUUUACGCCUCGGUCAAGAUCGAUUGAGACGAAAAGAAGGAAAAAAAUUAUCAUCGCCAUCAUCGGUUGCUGCUGCUGGUGCUGCUACUGUGAAAAGUUUUGAUUGUUUUCUUAAUGGCCGCAUAGCAAUAGCGUAGCUAACUUAAAAAUCUCUGGUGGGAUUCCAUUCAGCUCCACUUGAAACAAGGCAAGGCAAGGAAACGUAGCUGCUAGCUAGUAGAUAUUCA